AUGUCUUCCAAAACUCUAUUCGCUUUGACCGUCCUCGCACUCUUCUUCCUCUCAUCCGUCUCUGCCCAUGGACACAUGUUCGAUCCAAAAAUUCGCAUCGCUCCCGGAGAUGAAAACAACGGAUUAACUAUCACUCGAGGUCCAACAAAAGUCAGUCCAUGCGCGGGAUUGCCAGCCGGUCCAGUACAGUCAACAUUCAACGCUGGUCAGAGCAUCAAUAUUCAAUGGGAAAUCGGUGCUGCUCAUAAGGGACAAUGCUUUGUUGAAUUAUCGACCGAUGGAGAACAGACCUUUACCGUGUUGCAACAAUUGCCCAACUGCGCUGACGCUGUCGGAACUGAUUUCCAGGCCCCUGUUCAAUUGCCAAACAUUAAUUGCGACAAGUGCGUGCUCAGAUGGAGAUGGGAAGCGGCAUUGACCGGUGAGUUAUACUUGAACUGUGCCGAUAUUAGCAUUACUGGCGCAAAGAAAGCAAGGAAAACACGAAGAUCCAGCAAGCGAAGAUUGAGCGCAACUCAGAAAUUAGUAGCAAGGGAAAUUAAAAACUUCUUUGAUGAGAUUGACAUGUGA
Molecule: messenger RNA, 570 nt
Organism: Paraglomus occultum
Lineage: Eukaryota; Fungi; Glomeromycota; Glomeromycetes; Paraglomerales; Paraglomeraceae
Source: the annotation of a GenBank genome assembly